AACUAUUCCCUACAUCAAAAACAUUGCCCAAAUAAAAACCAAAACCAAGGGCUACAUAUCAUAGUCGAACCUAGAUAAACAUACACCAAAGCUGGUAAAAUAAAAUUGAAACCAAACCCAAGAAUUGAUAACCAACAACCAUAUUUAGAAGCUAAAUUCUAGGAUAACCAACUGAGCUUGUGUGUGAUAAACUGCAUCAUGAACCUGCUGGUGUUUGUAGCCUUGUUCUUCACUGCCUUCCUUGCAUUGCUUCGGUUAGGACUGCCCAGGUUGUACUGGUUUGUCCAUGGAGCUGUAAUGGUUAAGUGCUGAUGAAUAGAACACAACCCAUAGAAUGAUCCCCCCAAACAAUAGAAGUUUCCCAAGUAACACUACAACUGAACAUUUGACAUGUAAAAGCUUCCAAACCAGAACUACUAUGAGACUCAGCUCCCUGAUCCAAAAGAAAAGGUAAGUUCAAUCCAAACAAAAAGGUGCAAGUAAGAUUUCUCAAUUUCCCUUCACUAAAUACUAAGUAUCAAUUUCAAGUUAGAUUAAAGCCACUUAUCUAUCAUGCUAGAGGAUCCAAAGGCAAACAUCCUAUAUCGGGUUAAAAAAAGUAUGUCGAGCAUCUGCAACAAUCUAUGAGAACCAAACAGAGUGAUAAGGUCGAACCUAGCAUAGAACCAGGCCCAAAGCCAUGACGAAGAACAAUUAGCACUGUCACCGCAUCUAGAAAAUCAUCUGUCAGAGUAUACUGCCAAACCACAGAAUAAAAGCUCUUCUCUAAACAUCAAAAUUUAGAAGAUUGCAAGAGUUGAUUAUCGUUAUUACAUAAUAUAAUAUACUCUGUAAUUUAAAAUCAAUCCCUAUUUGGCAGCAUUUAAACAAAAUAUAUAACCCAGAAGAAGAAAAGAGCUAUGCAGACAAAGGCUUCAAGGCUGUAACAGAAUCUGUCCAAGUUUCUGAAUGCUAACUCCCACUCUGACAGGGCUAGAGUCUGAUGCAUAUGGCUUUCCAAUACAUGGAGGUUUUUAGGACAGGAUUGCAGUUGAACCAUAAGGAAAAAAGAAACAUUAAAUCGAACCAAAUACUUAAGAAUAGCCAGUGUAUCGGACCAUAAUGAAAAAAGAAACAUUAAAUCGAACCAAACAUUAAAUCCAGUGUAUAUGGUCAAGGCUGAAUUGGAAGAACACAAGAAACAAGAAUAGCCAGAAACUCAGUAAAUGAACAUAAAUGGCUUUCUAAAGAAGAUGCAUGCACCAGAGUCUUAAGGAAGAUAAUAUGAAGCCAUACCUGAACUUAUACUCUACUCAAAUAAAAUUGCCAAAAUUUGUUUUUAAAACCUACUAUAAAACUAGUAGGUGUGAACAAAAUUUGAUUCUUUCAUAUUUUUUAGAUAAAAAAAUUUAUUAAAAAAACUGAUCUAAAAGUAUAUCAAUAAAAAAUCAAAAAUCAAAUUGAGGUAACAAAAAUUAAGCAAAUAAAUCCACAUAAUUGAACAAUUAGAAUAAUUUCAAUCACAUAAUUGAAAUUAUUCAGAGUACUUUCAAGAGAUAUGCAAAGAAAUUCACAUAAUUGAACCAUUGGAGUAAUUUCAAGAUAAAGUAAAACCUAUAAAUUGGAGGUAGUAGAGAUUGGGGUUGUGAUGUUGGCUUCACACGGCGGCUGAGGCAGGCAUAUGCACCGUCGAUAAGUGGGAUGGACCGGGAUCGUGGUACUCUAUGAAGAUCGGAAGACCACUGCCCGGUGUCGAGGCAUCGACGAAGAAGAUAAGAACGACGGCUCAAAGGAACGACGAAGUGGCGAGAGAUAGUAGAAGCUAGAGUUGAGAAUAUUAACGAAGUAUGGAGUGUGUUGCAGGCUGGAAGCAGUGCACGGGCUGUGGGAUCCAACAAUGUGAAUGAGAAUAGUAGCCGUUCUCACUGGUAAAAAGAAAUAUUUGAUCUGUUCUCCUUCCAACUUGCAUCCUUGUCUACAUUUUCAAGUGUAUCGUAUACAUAUUACUGAAUACAUAUUUUUCUGGAAUGUUUGUAGGAUUAAGUCAUCCCUUAACAGACUUACUUCUCAAGUAAAAUCCUACUCAAUUGAUUUUCUUGUUAUUGAGCCAAUUGUGGCUCCAAAUAAGCUGGACUCCUACAUGUUUAAGCUAGGCUUCACGGACUCCUGGGAUGUUUUUUACAACAAGGUCUGGAUAUUUUACAAUAACGCAAGACUCUUUCUUUGAAAAAUCAAUGAGCUUGAUCAAUUGGUCAAUUGUACUUUUUGGGACAUUUCUAGUAGAGUAUAUGGAAAGCACAUAGGAAGAGAAAGAAGAACACUUGAAAAAUAUUAUUGACACCUCUGUCAUUUCACACCAAUGGUUUAUUGGCAGUGAUUUUAAUACUAUCACUUGUUUAAGUGAGCAUAAAGGCAAUACUCCUAAUCAUACUGAUAUGACUGCAGAUUAAUCACAAACCUCUACUAGUCACUUGCAUGAAGGUUCUUUUCCUCGGUUAGGUUAAUCUUUUGGUGAUUCAACUCAUAUAUGUUUUGCUUGCAGAUUAUCAUGGUCACAAUGGCAUCAAGAAUUGAAGGUUUAUUUUCCCCUGAUUCAAUGCUGGAUGGACAAAUAACUAAAUUAGGCAUGCUCAAUGGACAAUUAGAAUGUGAUUUUAAUUAUGUAAAGAUUAAAUUAUUAGAUGUUAU
Cuscuta campestris is the source of this 2667-nucleotide messenger RNA. The record is from the annotation of a GenBank genome assembly. NCBI's taxonomy places the organism in Eukaryota, Viridiplantae, Streptophyta, Magnoliopsida, Solanales, Convolvulaceae.